Gloeophyllum trabeum ATCC 11539 is the source of this 2087-nucleotide messenger RNA. RefSeq lists its product as uncharacterized. NCBI's taxonomy places the organism in Eukaryota, Fungi, Basidiomycota, Agaricomycetes, Gloeophyllales, Gloeophyllaceae. The coding region runs from base 105 to 2087 and encodes 660 amino acids. The transcript is spliced from 4 exons. The record is from RefSeq and is a predicted model, not a curated record.
GGGGAGUCCUCACAAUCACGACCUGCUACGAACUUCGAUCUCGCUUGUAUAGUCGGAAUAGCGCACCUCUUUUAUCUUGUAACGCACCACAUAAUCCAUCCAUCAUGACCACCAUCAAACCACUCGAGAGCCCGUCGCUCGACGUCCAGACGGGCACGCCCGCGCAGCAGUGGGCGAACGAGACUACUCGCGCGGCUGAGCUGUCCGCAGCCGGCACUUCUUCCUUCACCGCCCCCGCCGUCCCCGAACCGCCCGCGCACGUACCUGGAACGUCCUCUUUUACCCAGCCCACACCCACCGCCGUCACCCCCGGCACGCCAGGCCCCGACUUCCCCGGCGCGUAUCCGGCCACGCAGGACCGGCGCGAGGGCCUGAACGACCCGAACCAGGUAGUGGAGAAGGCGAAGGAGUACGUACCGAGCCAGGAGGAGGUGAGCGGGACGCUGAAGAGCGCGACGGAGACGGCGAGCAGCACCCUCCAGAGUGCGACCGAGUCCGCGAGCACGACUCUACAGAGCGUCGCUGAGACGGCGAAGCAGUACCUACCUGCAUCCGUUGCCUCUUACAUCCCUGGUAACAACAACACCAGAACGACUGCUGGCCCUUACGAUGACUUCCACGAGACCUCGCUCCCGUCGACUGAAAUCACAGGGGCGCGGCCGAGCGAGCACUCUGGCGGCGUCGGCGCGCUUCCGGGGACGAUCAACGAGACCGGCGUCGCCAAAGUGCUCGACGAGCGCGAGGAGGGGGAGAAGGGUAGUACGCUGGAGGGGCUAGCAGCAGGCGCGACACAGAGCGCACGAGCAACGACGAACAACGCGAAGGAGACGACAGGGAGCGCCGUCCGUACUGCGCAGGAAACCGCAAGCAAUCUCACCUCGCGUGCGCAGGAGACAGCAGGCGCGGCGGCUGCCGUGGUCGCGGGCACCGCCGCAGAGGCAGCAUACAAGGCGAAGGAGACUGCAGGGAAUGUAGUCGGGAGCGCGCAGGAGACCGCUACGACCGCUACCGCAUCCACGCAGCCGUCAAAGUCCAUCUUCAAUUCGUCGCUGGAGACGGGUACGUCGCUGCCGUCGAGCGAGACCAAUGGGCUAAGGCCGGGCGAGAACUCGAGCGGCGUGGGCUCCCUGCCGGGCCCAGUGGGGGAGGCAGGCGUCGCGCAGGUGCCGUAUGAGCGUGCUGUAGAGGGGGUGUCGAUGCCGACGAGCGAGAAGGCGGGGGCGAGAGCAGGGGAGCGCGUUGGUGGUGUGGGCGCGUUGCCUGGAGGUGCUGAUGAAACCGGUGUUGCCGAUGUGCCGGCUGGAGACGUGAAGUCGGGUAAGGAGAUGGGUUAUGGCGCUGCGGCUGGUGGCGUCGCUGCUGGAGGCGUUGCAGCUGUUGCGACGCACGAUGCGUUCGAGCGCAAGCAGAGCGUGCCCAGAGCGAAGCCGGAGGAUAUGGUUGGUGGAGGGAAGGCAGAUGGGGUGAACAGGUUGGAGACGGAUCCACUGGUGAAGGGUGAUGGUAUCAAGGUCCCUCAGGAUGCAGGCACUAAGGGUGAAGGAAUGACGAAAGACGCGCGGGAUGCGUUGAGGGGCCAGGAGAAGGAGGCCGAGAAGAAGUUUCCCGCACCCGUCGGUCUGAACACCACGGGUCGCGUUCACGGGCUCGGACGAGAUGGAGCUCGGUUGGAUGAUAAGGACAUCGGGCGCGGGGGGGUCGACCGGGUCGAGAGCGCAUAUGAACACGGUACUAACGUGAGUUCCACCACCUUUCAGGUACCGAGCGCACCCCAACAGUCCGACCGGACGAAGGCCGACGGCGACGAGCCGAACUACCACCCCGCGGCGCUGCACCCGAUCCCCUCCCCGUCGGAGACGGCCAGUACGAAGGCGGAGGGUAGAGACGAGCAUAGCGGGCGGGACAAGGAGGAGAAGCAUAAGCCUAGCUUGAUGGAGAAGGUGCGCGGGGAGGCGAAGGUGCUUAGCGGGAAGAUUAUGAGAAAGCAUGAGAAGGUGGAGGAGGGGGAGGCGUUGAAGAAGGGGGAGAGCCGGGGUGGAAUUGGCUCCGCGGCGGGGACUGCUGUGCAUGCUGACGGGAAGACAUAA